Molecule: messenger RNA, 2241 nt
Organism: Ogataea angusta
Lineage: Eukaryota; Fungi; Ascomycota; Pichiomycetes; Pichiales; Pichiaceae
Exons: 1
Coding region: 1-2241 (746 amino acids)
Biological process (GO): post-translational protein modification
Cellular component (GO): membrane
Molecular function (GO): dolichyl-diphosphooligosaccharide-protein glycotransferase activity
Source: RefSeq, a predicted model, not a curated record
AUGGUCUCACUGAUAGAUAAUGAGGGAUACCUUAGGGUUGACCCUACGCUGCUCAAGCUUGUGAAACUGCUUCUGCUGACGCUAAUUUUCGUGUCUGUGUCGUUUGCAGCCGUCUCCUCGCGACUUUUCUCGGUGAUCCGCUUUGAGUCGAUCAUCCACGAGUUCGAUCCAUGGUUUAAUUUCCGUGCCACUAAACACCUUGUCAACACGUCCUUUUACGAGUUUUUGAACUGGUUCGACGACAAAACAUGGUAUCCGCUGGGAAGAGUCACCGGAGGAACGCUCUAUCCUGGUUUGAUGGUGACUUCCUCCGUCAUCUACCAUAUCCUGAAAUUUGUGGGUCUGCCAGUCGACAUCAGAAAUAUCUGUGUUCUCCUGGCUCCAGCAUUCAGCUCCAUCACCUCCGUGGCAAUGUACCUUCUAACGUUGGAAGUCACCUCUACAACACCAACCCUCAAGCACAAAAAGACUGCCGCGCUGUUCAGCGCGUUCUUAAUGGGCAUUACUCCAGGAUACAUUUCCAGAUCUGUGGCCGGCUCUUACGAUAACGAGGCCAUUGCCAUCACGCUGCUGCUGGUGACGUUCUUCCUGUGGGUGAAGUCGGUCAACACGGGGUCUAUUUUUUACGGCGCUUUGACGGCCAUGUUCUACUUCUACAUGGUCAGUGCUUGGGGAGGUUAUGUGUUUAUCACCAACAUCAUCCCGUUGCACGUGUUCAUUCUGCUUUUGAUGGGCCGUUUUGACUACAAAAUCUACACCUCAUACUGCACCUGGUACGCUCUGGGAACGCUGAUGUCCAUGCAGAUCCCGUUUGUUGGCUUUUUGCCGAUCAGAUCCAACGACCACAUGGCCGCUUUUGGUGUUUUUGGACUUCUGCAACUGGUGCUUCUUGUCAGCUACCUGAAAGACACUCUGUCUCCAACAAAAUUCGUUAGAUUGAUGUUUGCUUUCAGUGCUGUGGUGGCUACCGUUGGCAUCUCCGGUCUUGUACUGGCUACAAAAAUGGGCUGGAUUGCCCCUUGGACCGGAAGAUUCUAUUCCCUUUGGGACACAAACUAUGCGAAGGUGCACAUCCCAAUUAUUGCCUCUGUUUCUGAGCACCAGCCUACCCCAUGGUCUUCGUUUUUCUUUGAUCUCAACUUCAUGAUAUGGCUCUUCCCUGUUGGUGUCUACUUCUGCUUCCAGGAACUCUCCAACCCUGCCGUGUUUGUUAUCGUGUAUUCCGUUCUGGGCUCCUACUUUGCUGGUGUCAUGGUCAGAUUGAUGCUGACUCUCGCUCCAAUCGUUUGUGUCUGUGCAGGUAUCACACUGGGAAGACUGUUCAAUAUUUAUCUGGACGUCAAAGACGAGCUUUCGAGUUGGUGGAACAACAAAGAAUCUCAGGACUCUCUUUUCACGCUGUUGUCCAAGAUGGUUGUCAGCGCCACUUUUGUUUUCUACCUCGUUUUCUACGUCCAACAUUGUACCUGGGUCACGUCGAAUGCAUACUCGUCUCCAUCAGUUGUUCUUGCCUCGAGGAACCCUGAUGGCUCUCAGCUGCUUAUUGACGACUACAGAGAGGCAUACUACUGGCUGCGUAUGAACACUCCAGAGGACGCCAAAGUGAUGGCCUGGUGGGACUACGGAUACCAGAUUGGUGGAAUGGCUGACAGAACCACUUUUGUCGACAACAACACGUGGAAUAAUACGCACAUCGCUACUGUGGGUCGUGCCAUGGCCACCUCGGAAGACAAAGCGGAGGUGAUCAUGAGACAGCUCGAUGUAGACUAUGUUCUUGUGAUUUUUGGCGGACUGAUUGGAUACUCUGGGGACGAUAUCAACAAGUUUUUGUGGAUGGUGAGAAUUUCUGAAGGAAUUUGGCCUGAGGAAAUCAGCGAGCGCAAUUAUUUCACAGACAGAGGCGCUUAUAGAGUGGACGACUUAGCCACAGACGCCAUGAAGAACUCGCUGAUGUACAAGCUGUCUUUCUACAGAUUUGGGGAUGCCUACAAUGGUCUGGAUCCUGUUGACCGUGUGAGACAGCAGAAACUGAGCUCCAGCUACGCGAAGUCGAUCACCUUGGACGUCAUGGAAGAAGCGUUCACCAGUGAGAACUGGAUUGUCCGCAUUUACAAGCUGAAAAACAGAGACAACUUUGGACGCGAUCUGAUCGAUAUUGGCAAGAAAGACAGAAAACAGCAGUCGAAGCGGACGAAACGGAUGCUCUCGAGAAAAAAGCCUACUUUGGACCUGAGAGUCUAG